AUGUUGACAUUUAUGAGUUAUUCUCCUAAUCUUCGUCGAUUUAAAGCUUUUCUUGAUGCUCUACAUAAAAAUCUUUUACGACAUAAAAUUAUUCUUCCCAAACUCAAUCAUCUUACAUUGAAUCUUCAAGAUGAAUGGAUACUUGAAGAACUCGAACCACUUUUAACUAUAUAUCCAUAUUUAAAAUAUUUAAUUCUUAAAUUAAGAGCAAAAAUAGAAAAGAAAAUUAUGUUUGAACCAAUAGCAUGCAAAGAUUAA
This is a messenger RNA of Rotaria sp. Silwood2, 258 nucleotides long. The record is from the annotation of a GenBank genome assembly. NCBI's taxonomy places the organism in Eukaryota, Metazoa, Rotifera, Eurotatoria, Philodinida, Philodinidae.